AUGGCUGUAGUUCAAUUCAUCUUCUCCUUGCUCCUCAUCUCGCUGAUAACCCAAAUCGCGCCAUCAACCUCUGAAACCGAAGCAGCAAAGCAGAGCCUGGUCAAUUUCAUGACGAACCUCUCCGGCGGCAACUUCCCGACCCACAAAUACGGUUGGAACACGACCUCCGACCCCUGUCGCUGGCUCGGCGUCCACUGCGACGGCUCCCAAUCCGUGAUGUCGAUUUCCCUCUCCGGGUUCCGAUUCGCCGGAACACUCGACGCCGCCGGAACCCUCUGCUCCGCCGUCGAAUCGCUCGCCGUCCUGAUCCUGCGAAACAACACCAUUUCCGGCGAAAUCCCUGAAUCGUUGGGUAACUGCACGGGUCUGACCAUCCUGGCUCUGGACGACAACCGGUUCACCGGGUCGAUACCCGGUUCGAUUCUCCGGUUGAGAGACCUGACGACGCUGGAGAUUUCGCACAACGAAAUCUCCGGCGAGAUUCCUGAAGGUCUGGCUGGGAUUCCGAGGCUGGUGUUCUUUCUUGCUGAGAACAACCGUUUAUCCGGCGCGAUUCCGCGGUUUGAUUUCCGGGCAAUGGCCCGGUUCAAUGUUUCGAAUAACGAGCUCGUCGGGCCGAUUCCUGAGGGGACCGGCCGGUUUGGUGCGGAAAGUUUUGGUGGGAAUCCUGGGUUGUGCGGGAAGCCGUUGGAGAAUUCGUGUCCGGGAUGGGCGCCGCCGCCGGCGAGUGAGGUGCCGAGUCCGGCGGAGUCGCCGGAGCAGAAGGGGACGGGGUUUUGUUCUGGAGCAGGGGAGGGAUGGGUUGGGUUGGUUUCAGCAUUGGGUUUCUCGUUUCUUUUGAUUAGAUUUUUCUGA
Linum tenue is the source of this 855-nucleotide messenger RNA. The record is from the annotation of a GenBank genome assembly. Lineage: Eukaryota; Viridiplantae; Streptophyta; Magnoliopsida; Malpighiales; Linaceae.